Molecule: messenger RNA, 240 nt
Organism: Echinostoma caproni
Lineage: Eukaryota; Metazoa; Platyhelminthes; Trematoda; Plagiorchiida; Echinostomatidae
Source: the annotation of a GenBank genome assembly
CCGGAGAACAGUUCAACUGAAACCGAACUGGAGGGAAUAGCCGAAACGGACGAAGAUGAGGAGGUGUUCAAUUCAGACCAUGCACAAGAAAAUCGUGUCAUCAACUUAGCCAUUGAUCCGACUUUGGUGGAUCGGCAGAAGUGCAGUAUGCGGCAACAUGUGCAACCGAUAUCCGAGUUAGUCUGCAAUUAUGUGUUUCGAUUGUCAAUUCUAUCCUCCUGGGUUGCUUCCUCAUUUUGA